GGCGCCAAAAAACCCUUAUCCGUCGCCCCCCAACUGGAACUGAAACCGGCGGAACCCUAAGAUUCAGCGGCCGAAAUUCAAGCUCUGAAUCUGAACCAUGCUCGACGUAGCCACCAUUUCAACGAAUCCUGCCUCUUCUUAUGCUGCUAUCGCCUUUCAAUUUCGCCGUCCAAAAUGCUCCAACAUCCGCCAUCAAUGGCGGAUCACAGCUUCCUCUGCCGCCUCCACCGUUGAUCUCACCACUCUUCAAUCCGCCGUCGACAAGAAAGAUAGUAACGCAGUUAAGGAGGCGCUGGAUCAGCUGAGGGAAGUUGGUUGGGCGAAGAAAUGGGGUUCUCAGCCGUAUGUAUCSCGCCGUACGACUUCUCUUCGAGAGCUGACAACACUUGGAAUUAAAAAUGCAGAGAAUCUUGCUAUUCCUAGCGUCAGAAAUGAUGCAGCUUUCCUUUUCACAGUGGUGGGAACGACUGGAUUUUUGGGCGUCCUUGCUGGGCAGCUUCCUGGGGAUUGGGGCUUCUUUGUGCCAUACUUGAUUGGGAGCAUUUCGCUAGUGGUUUUGGCUGUGGGAAGCAUUUCUCCUGGGCUCCUUCAAGCUGCCAUAGAUGGCUUUUCAUCAUUUUUUCCUGAUUAUCAAGAAAGAAUUGCUGGACAUGAAGCUGCACACUUCUUGGUUGCUUACUUGCUUGGACUUCCUAUUCUGGAUUAUUCACUGGACAUCGGAAAGGAGCAUGUCAAUCUCAUUGAUCAAAGAUUAGAAAAGUUGAUAUAUAGUGGGCAGCUUGAUGAUAAGGAACUUGACAGGUUGGCAGUGGUGGCUAUGGCCGGACUUGCAGCAGAAGGUUUAAAAUAUGACAAAGUAGUUGGUCAAUCUGCUGAUCUCUUCACUCUACAGAGGUUUAUCAACAGAUCGAAACCGAAACUUGGUAAUGAUCAGCAACAGAACCUGACCAGAUGGGCUGUUUUGUUUUCUGGUUCCCUUCUGAAGAAUAACAAAUCCAUGCAUGAAGCCCUCAUCAAAGCAAUGACAGAGAAAGCAUCUGUAAUAGAAUGCUUUGAGGCUAUUGAGAAAGCUGCCUAGCUGGGCAGGUUAACCAGUUGGAGCAAAAUCAAGCUCAACCAUGCUUUCUCCCUCCUUUUGGCUCCUCCUCUUUCACUUCCCAACAAUGCCUUCUCUGGCGUCGAUGGCUUCGUCCUUGUCGGUCUGGGACUAUGAGGAUCACCCUAUCUCCAUUUAAAAGGAAGGGUAAUUGUAGAUGUUUUUUCAAGGGUGGCAGUUUAAUCUAUCUAUAAGGGGAGGAGAAAAUUAUUUUUGGCUCUAGCUUCACUGUAAUGUGGUUCUUUAUCCUAUUUCCUUAUGAAUUAAAAAGUAUUUCAAUUGGUUAAGAAACCUUAGCGGUGAUUGGCGAGAAGAUAAGAAAAAUUUCUUCCAUACAAGUCCAAUUUAUCUUCAA
Momordica charantia (bitter melon) is the source of this 1451-nucleotide messenger RNA. RefSeq lists its product as uncharacterized. Gene Ontology annotation, biological process: proteolysis. The record is from RefSeq and is a predicted model, not a curated record. Gene Ontology annotation, molecular function: ATP-dependent peptidase activity; ATP binding; metalloendopeptidase activity. Lineage: Eukaryota; Viridiplantae; Streptophyta; Magnoliopsida; Cucurbitales; Cucurbitaceae.